AUGAGGGAAGUCAACUUUAGCAUCCCCAACGUCAACAAGGCGUCGGUGGGCAUCACCACCGCGCUAUACGACCGUCGUGCGCUCGACUGCACAUCGACACUCCCCCUUAUCAACUCGCUUAAUCAUCUCGCAUACCUCACCACCUCGUCCGCCCGCAUCAGGGACAUCCUCACUGUCGAUGGCGGCAUCGAGCGGUUAAUCUGCAUCCUCAAGCAGGGCAGGAGCAAAGACAUGAUGGACAUGUGGAAAUGGAACCUCGCCUUCCAGUGCGUUGUCAACAUAGGCGUCAGAGGCACCGAGGGUGUACGCACCAGGGUCGUCGAGGCCGACAUGGUUCCCGUCAUCGCCACCAUUCUCGACAACUACAUCCAGGUCGUCGAGAAGUGCCGCGAGAAGCAGGAGGAGGCCAAGAAGCAGCUCCAGGAGCACCACCACAGCCGCAACCGUGAGCACAGGAGCAAGGCGUCCAGCUUCACCAACAGGAGCGGUCGCGUUGACGUCGAUCACCGCUCGUUCAGGAGGCAGGCUCCUCCGCCAUCCAUCGACAUCGGUGCCCCAUUUGCAGGCCCUUCAUCGGCUGCCGAACAGAUCGCCCCUGACGGCGCCUCCAUCGCCGCCAUUUCGCAGCAGGUCACCACGCCUUCCGACCGAACCCAGUUUGCCAUUCACCCCCGUGGCAUCCAUCAUCGCCACCAUCACCACCGGGGCGGCGCCGAAGCCCACCCCGGCCUUCCAUCGCCCUCGCGACAGACCAUCCAGCCCCUCGCCGCUGCCAUUCAGCCCAUAAUGGAAGCUAACAUGGCCACCGACCGUUUUGUGAGGCCCGUCCGUGACAUCGACAGGCUUCCCUCAAUGAUGCCUUUUGCCCCCACAACCAUUUCGUCCCAACCCGCCUCUCCCACGACUCCUCUGCCUCCUCCGCAAAUCCGGUCGCCCACCGUGAGGCCGGUUUCAAUGCUUGUCCCUGCCGUUCGUUCCCGGCGGCGACCCUCCAUCCGUCACCAGAACUCCACGGCGACGGCGGACUCGGACGAAAUUUCUGCCGACGGCAUGCAGUCGGACGAGUCUCCCGAUGCCGAGAUGUCUGGCACCACGGAAAUGCAGACCGCUGUCAACAUUCAGGACAUCUCGAUGGAGGAAAACGACAGCAUUCUUGCCGGCGCGGCCAUCGAGCUCAACACCCCUACCGUUUCCGAGACGCAAGACGCCGACACUUUCAACAUCACACACCGCGGCCCGAUGGACGGCAGCAUUGCCAACAACACUGCUGUGACCCCGGUUCCCGUCAUCGGGCUAUCUCCGAACCGACCGGCCAUGGUGACGCCGCCCCAGCCGUCAACUCUGCAGACCAGCGUGCCUCGCUACCUGCUCGACCGCCAGGUCACGCCGAACCCGCAGAUGCUUGCCGCCAUGCCCAGGGAGGAGGAUGUUCUCAUGUCGCUACAAUUGUUGGCAUAUGUUUCCAAAUACUGCAACCUGCGCUCCUAUUUCCAAAAGAGCCAUCUGGUGCCGCGCCUGAAAAUUGGCAAGGAGAUCCAACUCCUCGAUGGCGACGACGCCGCCCUUGAUUCCCCCCUGGACGAGGAGCUUGAGGAGGAGUACCUGCUUCCCAACGACCUCAACAUCUUCCCGCUUGUCGAGAAGUUCACCGUCAGGUAUCACUCGACCGAUAUGCAGUACUGGGCCGGUGUCGUUAUGAGGAACCUCUGCCGCAAGGACGACACCCGCGGGGGCAUCCGCCAAUGCGCCUACUACCAGUGCGGCAAGUGGGAGGAGUUUACUCGGCAGUUCGCCAAGUGCCGCCGUUGUCGCCGCACCAAGUACUGCAGCAAGGAGUGCCAAAAGAGCGCUUGGGCCUUCCAUCGCCACUGGUGUGUUGCGGCUACGCAAUGA
Gaeumannomyces tritici R3-111a-1 is the source of this 1893-nucleotide messenger RNA. RefSeq names its product SamB protein. Gene Ontology annotation, biological process: establishment or maintenance of cell polarity; ubiquitin-dependent protein catabolic process. Bases 1 to 1893 code for a protein of 630 amino acids. NCBI's taxonomy places the organism in Eukaryota, Fungi, Ascomycota, Sordariomycetes, Magnaporthales, Magnaporthaceae. Gene Ontology annotation, cellular component: MUB1-RAD6-UBR2 ubiquitin ligase complex. The record is from RefSeq and is a predicted model, not a curated record. The transcript has a single exon.